Messenger RNA from Funneliformis geosporum, 342 nucleotides. NCBI's taxonomy places the organism in Eukaryota, Fungi, Glomeromycota, Glomeromycetes, Glomerales, Glomeraceae. The record is from the annotation of a GenBank genome assembly.
AUGAAAUCUUUUAUCUCUUUUGCAAUCAUAUUUUGUCUGCUAGUCUCUCUAACACAAGGCUAUAUCGUAUCGAUAAUAAACAACAAGAUAGACGAUAUAGUUACAACUGUUACAGCAUUCAAACCAGUUCAAGAAGGAAUAAUCAGAAUAAUCGACAAAAAAAGUGCAACUUCUCCGAAGAAUUAUUCUUUGAAUAUAACUGAAUCUAUAGAUUCAUAUCUCCUUGAAUUCGAAGCUGGUGCAUUGGGAGGUAUAAAUAUUCAAGGCCCAAUCAGUAAUGAUAAGGAUGAAUGUUGGGAGUUUUAUGGUACUGCGUAUGAUUGGUUCGUAAAUGAAUGUUAA